Messenger RNA from Acanthoscelides obtectus, 725 nucleotides. The record is from the annotation of a GenBank genome assembly. NCBI's taxonomy places the organism in Eukaryota, Metazoa, Arthropoda, Insecta, Coleoptera, Chrysomelidae.
GAACUUUUCCAGGGAAAGCCUUUCAAUAUGAGCAAAAAUUGGUUUUGUAACAGAGGUCUAUCACCUAUCACACAGCAUCCAAGAGAUGAAGAAAAAGAUAAGACUUCUGAAACAGUGAUUACUGAUUCACGUAAGGUGUCAUCUGUGGUUAAACAAAACAGCGACCACAGUGACUGCAACUCGGUAAUAUCUUCUACAUCCCCAAGAUAUGCUGUACACCCCCAUCAUCAUCAAUAUCCGGUUUAUCAGAAAAUGUUCAUUGCAGUAACUUGUGCAAGGACUCUGAGUACAACGUUACCUCGAAUAACGAGAGCAUAGUGGAAGAUCCAGACCACCAAAGUGAAUCUAGCUCGUUCAUAUCUCUUACUUCGCCUAAUAUAUGCUGCACACCACCAUCAUCUUCUGUAAUUUCUGAUGCAGAAGAUGAAGAUUAUAGUCCCCACACUAGUGAAGAGGCUGAGGACGAGGAACUGGACAGGAGCGAUGAGGCCAGAGACAACUUACAUUCGGCAAGUGUCAAGAAGAAUGUUACUAUACAUGCAAAAGCUGAAUCAAUUCCCACCGCAGAAUGUGAUCAGUCUGCACCCAGUCAGUCUGGUUCUUCAUCAGUGAAUACUGGACUGUCAGGAAAGAAGAAAAAAGUUACAGUUUUCUGUUGUUUUUGUGAAUGUGAGGUUUUUCAUUUUCCACGUCAUUUGAAAAGAAACCAUACGAAUGAAAUUGAG